Messenger RNA from Penicillium canescens, 888 nucleotides. Its product is annotated as glycoside hydrolase family 75 protein. Gene Ontology annotation, molecular function: chitosanase activity. Bases 1 to 888 code for a protein of 295 amino acids. Lineage: Eukaryota; Fungi; Ascomycota; Eurotiomycetes; Eurotiales; Aspergillaceae. The record is from RefSeq and is a predicted model, not a curated record. The transcript is spliced from 6 exons.
AUGUCAUUCAAAUCUUCUGUUCAGAUUGCUCUCCUUGCCUUGUUUGGCACAGGGUUUGCCCAAACCGUGGAUGGGUCCAAGUAUAACAACCCAACCGCCGGACCGCCAGCCAGCUAUUUCGCGGCUGCCACUACAGUUCCUGUUGCCGCUUUGCAAAGUGCAGCUGCAAAGGCUAGCACUGCUGCACAGGAUGCAACUUAUCCAAUUAAUGGAGAUAGUGGAGCUAAGAAAGUCACUAUCCAUGGUGACUGGUCGAACUUCAGCGAGGGCGCAGCGUUUGUCUGGGUGGCAGACAUGGAUGUGGACUGUGAUGGGCUUGACUAUAAGUGCAAGGGAAACCCAGAUGGACAGGCACAGACCAACUUCGGUGCUCUAGCUGCCUAUGAAGUUCCAUUCAUUGUGAUUCCUGACAAGUUUGGAACAAAGUAUGCUAAUGUGCUUCCCGGAAACAAUAUCGGAGCGGUUAUUUGCAAUGGAAAGAUGUUCUAUGGCAUCUACGGUGACACAGAUGGUGAUACACCGCAAGUUAUUGGAGAGGCCUCGUGGUUGAUGGCCCGCACUUGCUUCCCAAAUGACGACUUGAAUGGAAACAGCGGCCACGGCUCCGCAGAUGUGACCUACAUCCUCUUCACUGGCAAAGAUGCCGUGCUCCCUAGCAGCGCUCUCAACAAGAACUAUAUCACCAACUUUACCACACUCCGGUCUAUGGGUGACAAGCUAAUGAGCGCCCUGGCGAAGAGCCUCAAUUUGAGCGGAGGAACGACGCCGCCUACUACUACUCCUCCUAGUGGCUCCUGCUCUUGGGCUGGACAUUGUGCCGGUGCUUCCUGCUCUAGCGAAAAUGACUGUUCUGACGAUCUAGUCUGCACGAGUGGAAAAUGCGCUUAA